AUGGGUCCCUGUCAAUCAUUAGUCAGGAACAGGAACGUCCGUGCUUUGGAUCCCUCCCUCAGCUUCUCAUCUGGUACCUAUAUUCCAACCUCAACCACAGACGUAGAUUUAAUUCCAUGGGUUACAGUCGAUGCCAGUGGACAUGCCUCAACGGUCACCCCAAUCCUCACAACAAUCGACGGUAAAACGACAACAAUUGAUGCUGCCCCUGCAACAUUGACUGCCUCUGAUACUUCCUCUACUUCUGGAACUACGUCGAGGACAUCUACAUCUGGUGAAGUAUUACCUACAUCGACAGGAGGUGGAGCUUUUGAGAUCUGCCACAAUCUCAAGGGCAAGUUCGCACCGUUCUGCAAGCCGGAUAAUGGAUCCAAUGUAUAUGUCGAUGAAACAUAUUAUGUUACAUGGGAUACUGAAUAUUUGACUGGCUCGAAUAACUCGGUUUUCAUACAAGCAAAUUAUGUGAAUGCAUCCGGCGGAGGUGUACAAGCUUUCCAAUCAAUUCUAACAAGCAACAGCCUUGGUUUUAUCGCCUGGACGAUAGAUAAGGCCUGGUUAAAGGGCAUGAACUCCAACAAUAUAACUUUAUUCAUCACAUCCACUCAAAAAACCGCAAUCUCUUCCAUACAAGGUCCAACACUAAUGGUGACUACCUCGCCCGCGCCUGAACCAUAUCGUCAACCCCCGAGCAGAGCUCCUCAUGGUGCUUCAUUGUACAUAGCCCUCCCCACAGUCCUCGCAUUCAUUGUUCUAGUCAUCGGUGGAACAUACUACUGCAAUCGUAAGCAUCGUACUAUUGGGAUGGGAAGUGUGAUGGGUCGACGCAAGGGAUAUGGAACUGGAUCAAGGAGACAGAGAAUGGGAUUGGGAAAGAAGAAAGAUCGAGCAAUUAUGUUGAGGAACCAAGAAUUGAUGGCUGAUGGACAGUAUAGAGAUGUUCCAUCAUCGAGGGCAGAAGAUCCAACGAUGCAUUAUAGGGAUGAAAUGAGUUGGGAUAAUGAUGAGCAUUUCAGAGAUGAAACGAGAUGGCAGGCUGGAUCGAGACUCUAG
Molecule: messenger RNA, 1050 nt
Organism: Sclerotinia sclerotiorum 1980 UF-70
Lineage: Eukaryota; Fungi; Ascomycota; Leotiomycetes; Helotiales; Sclerotiniaceae
Exons: 3
Coding region: 1-1050 (349 amino acids)
Source: RefSeq, a predicted model, not a curated record